CUUACCUCCUCCAUAAAAUACAAGAAACAGGCAAAGAUAGAGAGAGAUACAGAUAGAGAAUGGGAUCUUUAGUAUCAAGCUUGCUGGGAGGCGGCGAAAUCGCAGAGGCAGCACCGUCUUCAUCUGACCCAUCUCGGGUUAUGCCGUUUCACUCCUCCGCCAGAUGGCAGUUACACUUCAACAACUCCAAAGACUCCUCCCAGCUUAUGGUAAUAGAUUUCGCUGCAUCUUGGUGUGGCCCCUGCAAGUUCAUCGAGCCCGCCGUCCAUGCCAUGGCCUCCAAGUUCACUGACGUUGACUUCGCCAAGAUCGACGUCGAUGAAUUACCUGAUGUGGCGCAGGAGUUUCGGGUGCAGGCGAUGCCGACUUUUGUGUUGGUGAAGAAAGGGAAGGAAGUGGACAGGGUGGUUGGUGUCAAGAAGGAUGAGCUCGAGAAGAAGAUCGAGAAGCACAGGGCUCUCCAACCAUCCUCUUGAUUAUGAUCGUCUCCUUCAGUGUGUAUCCCUUAUUUUCCAUUAUCACUACUACCACUACUACUACUAUUAUUAUUAUUGUUGUGGAUUUGUUGGCUGGGAUUACCUCAAUGAGAAAUGAGAAAUUCCAUUACGAUGA
This is a messenger RNA of Juglans microcarpa x Juglans regia, 612 nucleotides long. RefSeq names its product thioredoxin H2-like. NCBI's taxonomy places the organism in Eukaryota, Viridiplantae, Streptophyta, Magnoliopsida, Fagales, Juglandaceae. Bases 60 to 476 code for a protein of 138 amino acids. The transcript is spliced from 3 exons. The record is from RefSeq and is a predicted model, not a curated record.